Molecule: messenger RNA, 2168 nt
Organism: Lactuca saligna
Lineage: Eukaryota; Viridiplantae; Streptophyta; Magnoliopsida; Asterales; Asteraceae
Source: the annotation of a GenBank genome assembly
AAGAGUCAAUUUCUUGAAGCAAGUCUUGAGGUCAAGACUUUGUUGAAGGGGGGGAGUAGUGAUAGGAAUUAGAUAGUUAAAUACUUAAAGGGGUAAAAAGGGUAAUUCCUAAUAAAUAGAGGGUAGGAUUGCAUUGUUUGAGAGGAAGAAAUAUCUUAGAUUGUUGUUAGUCUCUAGUGUGAGAUUGGCUCAUUGGCUAGGCCUUUGAGAGAGGGAUUCAUCCCUGGGCAAUCAUCCUAUCAGGAGAUUGUGUUCUCUAUCUUGUUUCAUUCAAUCAUCAAUUUCAAUUCCAGUUUUCGUUAUCAAUCAUAUAUUGUUGUUUGUUCUGUUUCAAUUCUUCAUCAAUAUUCAUCUCCUAUUCUUGUGACUUCUCUCUUGAUUCUCAAUUCAAAUCCUUAUCGUUAUUUUAUGGCGUCCAUAAUGAUGGAAAACUAUAUGAGAAUUUGAUGCAUAACAACUUUAGAAGUCACUGUAAACAAAGUACGUAACGUAGCCCAAAAGGGUCCAAAAUGUGAAGAGUGGACCGAGUAAGUUCGGCAUUUUGGGCAGAAAAACGAAAUGGGUUGAUAUGGGCCGAAAACGAUAACCCUAAGUCCCUAACCCGUCGCCCACAGCAUCACUAAUCCUUUCGCUACAAAAAUUGAAACUGACAAAUGAUAGCUUCGAGACUGACGUCGGUGGCUGCUAACGGAAUAUACGACACGAGUCCAUAACCUAAUAAUAUCUCUUUCAAACCGGGACGGCGGACGACGACGACCUGAAACCAAAAUAUCUACACAGACGACGGAGGGUGGGGGGCUCACCACCCUAACAAAAUGACCCAAAAAUCUCCAUCCCAGCCCCAGCAGCGAAAGAGCUUUUGCACAAUGGCUGAUGUUUAUGGAGUGAUCCUAGACUCUCCGAACCUCCAUAAGAACCUCGACCUUGUUUUCUUGGGUCCUCAUCACGCCAAGGACGACGAUUCGUUUCAGUUUGAUUUUAAACUCCCCGAUAUUCGACGACCAAUCACUAAAUUCGUAAGGACAAGAGAAGUAGGAGAAUUUCUUAGUGGUGCUUUAGCAGGUGCUAUGACUAAAGCUGUUCUUGCUCCUCUUGAAACCAUCAGGACGAGAAUGGUGGUUGGUGUUGGAUCGAGAAAGAUAUCUGGUAGUUUCUUGGAAGUGAUUGAAAAACAAGGUUGGCAAGGACUUUGGGCUGGAAAUGCAAUCAACAUGAUACGAAUUGUUCCAACACAAGCAAUCGAACUCGGAACAUUUGAAUGUGUGACACGAGUAAUGACAUCAGCCAAAGAGAAAUGGAGCAAAGAAGAUCCAAGUGUGCAGAUUGGUCAUGUCAAAUUAAGUUUUCCCCUCUCAUGGUUGUCUCCGGUUGCCCUUGGUGGUGCAGCUGCCGGAUUUGUGAGCACCCUUGUCUGCCACCCUCUUGAAGUCCUAAAGGAUCGGUUGACUGUAAGCCCGGAUAUAUACCCUAAUUUGAGCAUUGCAGUUUCAAAAAUCUAUAAAAAUGGUGGGAUUGGUUCUUUUUACUCUGGUCUUUCUCCAACGUUAAUUGGAAUGCUGCCAUACAGCACUUGUUACUAUUUCAUGUACGACACUAUCAAGAAGUCAUACUGCACAGCUCAGAACAAAAAAGCCUUAAGCCGACCGGAGAUGUUACUUAUAGGAGCUCUUUCAGGUUUGACUGCAAGUACUAUAAGUUUUCCUUUAGAGGUUGCAAGAAAAAGGCUGAUGGUGGGAGCAUUGCAAGGGAAGUGUCCACCACACAUGGCGGCUGCACUUUCGGAAGUGGUGAGGGAAGAGGGGUUGAUUGGGUUAUAUAGAGGAUGGGGUGCAAGUUGUUUGAAGGUGAUGCCAUCAUCUGGUAUCACAUGGAUGUUUUAUGAAGCUUGGAAAGACGUAUUGCUUGGUGACAAACAUCGAGAAUAAUAUUAUGUUGAGUUAACCAAGUUUUAACCUGAUGUACCAAAAUGUUCUCUUUUAUUUUUUUUUCUAAUCAAGAAGAGAGCACUUUAAAGUUUAAAAUAUGGGUGUUUGAAUGUUGGUUAGAGCGAGUUAUGUCAUCAUGUUUGUCUCUCAUCCCAGGUUUGGUCUUUUGCAUUAGUUUAUCAGGUCAUGAACUUGACCUCUCAUCUCAAAAUACAAAUUAUAAGUAAUUUUGGUCACUUAGCC